AUGCAGAACAAUGCCGCUGCCCACACCGGCCCUGAGGGAUCUGGUACCAGUCACUUUUUCUAUACCACAUCUGGUGGAAGGCUGGCAUCUUUCAUUAAAGGAGACAAGGACCGAUACUAUAAACAACAGUCAAUCACUAUUUCAGGUGGAUUCACCAUUGAUACCAAGAAAAAAACUCCUAUCAGUGCAAUAGGAUAUAUGCUCAGUGAUGACAGCCAGCUUCGCGUAUACUAUGUCGCAAUGGAUGGUAAACUGAAAGAGCUCUGCUGGAGCAAGUCCAAGGGAUACUUUCCAGGAGCUCUUUCUAAAAAGAAUUAUGUAGUGGCGGAUGCUAGUGGUCUUGCAGCGUCAGUUGAUAAAGGACUCAUUGAGGUCUACUGCAAGCUGGAGAAGUACGACGACAGUUACGCGCGGAUCUGGCUCAGCGACCCGAAAACUGAAACUUGGAAUGAUGAAACUCUAGUUCAGAGCGACUUGUAUUAG
Messenger RNA from Aspergillus pseudoviridinutans, 483 nucleotides. RefSeq lists its product as uncharacterized. Bases 1 to 483 code for a protein of 160 amino acids. The transcript is spliced from 2 exons. The record is from RefSeq and is a predicted model, not a curated record. Lineage: Eukaryota; Fungi; Ascomycota; Eurotiomycetes; Eurotiales; Aspergillaceae.